AUGGCAUCACCACCAUCCGGGGGGUUCUCCCUCUUCCCGAACCCCAACGCUGCGCCGAGAGCACAGUCUAGAUCCCAGAGCCGGCCACGCGCUGGCACACCUCAGGAAGGACGGACGAGGUCCUCAACCGAGGCCACUCCUCCACGGACCGGCCGCCGGAACUCAUCGGCAAGAGAAGGCAGGCAGAGGAAUCCCUCCAACAACCCCUGGCAACAUGCUCUCGACGGAGCCCCACGGCAACCCGCCGCGGCCGUCGAAUAUGUUGCUGGUCCACCCACCGUGCCAGCGGCGGCUGUAGUGGCACCCGCAGCGGUUGAGCCUACUGUGGAAACCUGUUAUUCACAGCCGGUGACCGACGCGCCGCAGCGAUGCGAGACCGCCUUCUCCGAAGCCCAGACUCUUGUCCGCAGCUCGAGCCAGAGAUCCCGGAGUUCUAUUGCCAAACCGCCAAUAGCCUACACCACUAUGGGGCCGUCCUCAACUUCGGCUUCGGCUUCGGCUUCGGCUUCAGCUUCGCAGUCGAGGCAACCCGCCGGAGAGCAGACGGCCAUCCGGUCCAUCUUCCCCCAGUACAAUCCCGAGGUACCGCUGGCCCAACAGGACUACUAUCCGACCCAGGCGAGCCCGACGCACAUCCCCCAGUCUGUUAUCAGCCGGCCGCUCUAUUCGCCACGAAGUGCUGCUGCGGCAGCGGCCGAGACUGCUUCCUCAUCGAAUGCGCCUGGAGGAGGUUCCCGGGCUGGAGGUGCUCAACAACCGGCCAACUCAGGUGCUGUCCGUUGGCCUCCGGCCAUGGGGCAACGAAACCACCAGGAACUCCUAGAACCCCCAGCGGUCAACACCACCGAGGAGCUGCGCGGGCUGUGGAAGGUGACUAACGGGUGGAAGGCCACCUCGUUCGACUCGCGCAACUACUGCCUCAAGAUGACCACUUCUCCGGAUUUACCACCUUCCUACACCCUGUCUUCCUCGACUGGCCAGCCCUUCUACUGCCUGCGCGUCGACCCGACCUCCUCCUCGGCUCUGGUCACCCUUUCGCGUUACGACCCAAACAGGCCCUUCAAGCCUGCCCCUAACACUUCCUCGUCUUCCGCGGCCAACGCAUCCGGCGCAGGGGGGGCGCUCUCAGUCAGCCCAAACAGCGGCACCUCGUCCCCAUCACCGCGCGCCUCGUCGUCGUUGUCCCGCUACUCGAACUACCCGGCCGUCAUCACGACAGCCGCCUACACCCCGAGCACCACAGCGCCGAAGUACCAAAAGAACUGGCAAGAAGUCCUAUCCACCCACCUCUCGCCUAUCCUCCCAACCUCCUCCUCCCCACCCAACCCAUCCAACAACGACAACACCACCACCGACCCCAACCCCCAAGACGACCCCAACAACGGCCUAAUCGCCCAACUCUGGCCCGCCGCCGCAGCCCGCCUCGUAGCCGACCGCGCCAACGACCUCACCACCGUCGCCCUCGCCCAAGCCGAAUCCGCCCGCCUCGUCUGGGACGCCGAUUCCGCCAACUACUUCCUCUGCCACCCGGCUCUGGCCGUACCCUUCUGUGUCGCCAUUGACCGCCACCCGGCUCUGUCGCGCACCGAGUAUGCCCUUGAGCACUUGGAGUCGCCUACGUUGCUGGCGCGUCUGGUGCGGGAUGGGACUGGCCAGGGGUGGGUGGAGGUUGAUACGGGGGUUGCGGGGAAGGUGGAGGCGGUGUAUUUGGUGGAUGCGGCUGUUGCUGCGUUGGUUAUGGUGGCGCAUUUGGAUGGGAAGAAACAUGGGAGUGCAGGGGGUGGUGGUGGUGGUAUCUCACUAGGCGGGGGUGGUGCGGAGAUGUUUGAUCCGCCGCCGGGCGGGAGUAUCUACUCCGUCGGUGGCGCCGGUGGGAAUGGAGAUGGGCGGAGUAAGAGCCAGAGUAGUUGGCGGGGGAUAAGCCGGGCGAGUCGAAGGGGAGAGGAGGAGAAGAAGAAGAAGCAAAAGAAGCAGAGCAAGAAGGACAAGAAGAACGGGAGAAAGAUGGAGCCGUUUGAGCUGGACUUGGAGAGCCAGGACAGUGACCUUGGGAAGGACUCGGAGAAGGAUAAGGUGCCGGGGGUGCUGCGGGCGUUGGUCAAGUUGAUCACUGUCACGUUCAAGUGCUUUGUGUGGUGUGCUACGAUCGUGUUUAAGGCGCUUAUUGGGAUCUUGUCGGUGUUGACUAAGUGUUGUGGUUUGGGGAAGUUGUAG
Dichotomopilus funicola is the source of this 2214-nucleotide messenger RNA. RefSeq lists its product as uncharacterized. The record is from RefSeq and is a predicted model, not a curated record. The transcript has a single exon. The coding region runs from base 1 to 2214 and encodes 737 amino acids. NCBI's taxonomy places the organism in Eukaryota, Fungi, Ascomycota, Sordariomycetes, Sordariales, Chaetomiaceae.